Molecule: messenger RNA, 3230 nt
Organism: Ambispora leptoticha
Lineage: Eukaryota; Fungi; Glomeromycota; Glomeromycetes; Archaeosporales; Ambisporaceae
Source: the annotation of a GenBank genome assembly
CAUAUCAUAAACAUGAAGAUACAUGUGUAGAAAUUAUUCGUCGAUUGGAAGAAUGCCAUAAAAGUGGGCUCUAUAACCGAUACUUUGGAAAAUGUAAUAAGAUAAAAAUAGAAUUGAACGCCUGUCUUGGCUCAGAGUUUGAAAAGGUUCGUCGUAGAAAUGCACAAAUUGCUAAAGAGAAACGAAGAAAAUACGAAGAAUUAUGUAAAGAAUUAGCAACUGAACUUCCCGUAAAGACCAAGAAAAAUUUCCUAAUGAAGAUAAUGAAGAUUGUAUUAAGUAAAGUUCCAACUUUGGAUGAAACCGAGCGGGUUGAAUGGUGCGAAAUGGCAUAUGAUUAUAUAUUUAAGCAAAAACCGAGUCUUUACGCGUAUGCCUCAGAACAGGUUCUUGAAGAGAUUUCAAAUCAGCAUGUAGCCUUUUUCUUAGAACAUUUUAGUACAGAAAGAAUACAAUCGGAGUUUAAUACGAAUAAAGAUCCGGCUCCAUUCUUCAAGACUUUAAGGGCGAUGACUAAAGUUGUAUAUAUGAAGUCGAAAGGAAAUGCAACAAAUGAGCCAAGAUACAAAAAUGCUAUAGAGAAAGAUUUUCAAAUAUUGCAAUUGGUUGCAAAAGAACACUUGCCGUUGGUCAAGAAAAGGAUUGAUUUGUUAGAAAUAUUGUUCAAUAUGUACGCUUUAAUGCCUCAAACAUUACCCAAUAAUCCUAAACAUGUAUUAGAGGCAAUUGUAAGUGGAUUAAUCCUUAAAUCUCCCGCUGACAUAAAAAAUUCCGAAGAUAAAUUUUUUGCAAAUGCAAUAGAAUUAUUUGAGCAUUACAAAAAAUCAAGUGAAAAUCUUCAAAUCAUUUUAGUUGAUGUGUUUACAAAGCUCUCAAUAAAAUUCCUCAAGAAUGCUGAAUUAUUAGCUCUGGUGAUUAGUCAAAUUCCGCGCGAACUCAAACAGGAUCUUUUACCUUUUAUUCAAAAGAUUUCUCGUGACAAAGAAAUAAACUUUGAUGAAAUAUUACAGAAAAUGAUUAGAAUGCUCGAAUUUCCUUUCGCAAAAAAUAUUGGAAUUUGGAUUGUUGAUUUAUUGGAUGCCAUGUUUGCAAUUAAAAAACAUGAGCUAGUUUUGAGGCUUAUUGAUGAUAAACUUUCAGAUUUGUUCCUGUUAUUAAAGAGUAGCGAGUUGCGUGAAGACGUCAUGCCAGUUGUUACCUAUAUGCUCUACAAGUAUCAGCACUCGAAUAAAGUUUUUCAUAAAAUAAUCAAAUUUAUUCCCGACGUAUUAGACAUUAUUGCAGCACAAGAGGGUGAUCAACAACAUUUGAACGACCUCUCAGAAGUAACUCAAUGCCUUAUUUUUCACUUUCCAAGUGUCGAUGCUUAUUCAGCGAUUGAAGAAAAAUUAACAGAACUCAAGCUGACGAAAAUUUCCCAUUCCGAUGCAAAGAAAAGAUUAGAAGAGAAGCAAAUUACCAGAACUUCAGGUAAUAAAAAUGGCAAUAAAAAUGGCAAUAAAAAUAGCAAUAAAAAUGGCAAUAAAAAUGGUAAGAAAAAUGGUAAGAAAAAUGGUAAUAAAAAUGGUAAUAAAAAUGGUAAUAAAAAUGGUAAUAAAAAUGGUGAUAAAAAUGGUAAUAAAAAUGGAAAUCAGGGGGAAGAGAUAGAGACACAAACAUCAGUAACAGAAGAGUCAGCGACAUCAUCAGUCGCCGCCGCCGCGUCAUUCUCAUCAGUCAAUAAGAAAGGCCAACAGACACAGCGGAAAACAGGUCUCAAAAAUCUUCGGAACACAUGCUUCAUGAAUAGCGUGCUUCAGGCAUUAUUUAAUUCAGUCGAAUUUCGUAAUCGUGUCUUGGAUAUCACUAGAGUCUCUCGCACGUCGACGACUUAUGCCUUACAACAAUGCUUUGGCGCAAUGUCGGAAGAAAGACCUUGGUACUCGCCAAAGCCAUUAUUGCAGGCACUUCCCAAUUGGCUUAAUGAUGGAAGGCAACAAGAUUGUCAUGAAUUUUUAAAUCAAAUGGAAGAUGAAGCAAUUAAAUCCGUCCCCAAUUGUAAAAAAAGACGUCUAGAUCAUGAAGACAUCGAAGUGGAAUCUCCUCCGUCAACCCCCGAUGUUGAUAUUCCACUUGUUCCAUUCACAGGGAAACUCCAGAAUAUAAUAAAAUGUUUAAGUUGUGACACCAUAUCUAAAAAUCUGGAAGAGUUUCAUGAGUUGACUUUGUCUCUCCAAUUAGACAACCGAUCAAAUAAUAAUAAUAAACUGUUAAUUCCCGACAUGAUUAAACAGUUAUUGUUACCUGAAAAACUAAAUGGAGAAAAUCAAUACUCAUGCGAUGUUUGCCAUGGGUUUCGCGAUGCUUAUAAGUAUGACCGAGACUCGCAACGUAGAAUCAAAAUAAGGACACCGAUCGUAAUUCAAGAUUCACUCGAACUGUCGUAUGAACACUUGGAUCAAGAUAAUGUUAUGAAUUCGCCAAACACUCAAAGUGAUGCUACUGGAGAAACAUGUGUUUCACAAGUCGAUGAACAUGAAUCUGAAGAGGAAACAUGUAUGACUAUCUCUCAAAGCGGUACAAGUAAUGAAUUUGUAGAGGUUAUGGAUGACGAUAGGGAACUUAACACAAGCGAUACUAUCGUUGACAAUAAAGAAGAGCAACAACCUAUCAACGCAAAUGAUGCUCUGGAUAACGAUAAUGGAGUACUUGUUAAUUUAAGUGAUAAUAUGGAUAACGCUAAUGGAGAACUUAAUCCGAGCGAUAAUAUGGAUGAGGAUAACGGAGAACUUAAUCCAAGCGAUAACAUGGAUGACGAUAAUGGAGUACUUGUUAAUGUAAGCGAUAAUGACGAUAAAGGACAACUUAUUAAUACAGAUGACGAGAAAGGAGGAUAUGUAAAUAUUGAAUCUCAGAAUAACGAUGAUGAUACUUUGUUAGAAUUUCACGAGUAUGUUAAUGUAGAGGAGAAUGUAGCAGAUGGGGAUGAGAAUUUGAAAAAUGAUCAAGAUGGGACAAUCUUAAACUCUGAGGGGAUAAAUAACCAACUAUACGAAAACCAAAUACAAAAAAAUGGAGAAAGUGAUGCUGAGGCCACACUUGAUACAUUUGUACAAGAUUCUAUUACACAAUAUUCAUUGGCUUCUAUCGUGGUGCAUUCAGGAUUCUCGGCUGAAUAUGGACAUUAUUAUACUUAUGCAAAAGAUGAAGGCAAGCUUUCAUUUUUUAUUAAUUUCAAUAAAAUUUCUUAA